AGAUUCUGUUCAACCUCAAUUGGACGAACAGGAUUCACUCACGAUUUCUAUAAAUUGCUUCACUUCGUUCGGUAGGGUUUCCGACUCGGAGGCUGUGGCGAAGUGCGCCUGCUGGGGAGCAAGUUUAUCCACUAGGGAAACUAUUCUGCGCUAGAUGGCUCCACCGGCAAAAGCCACCUCCAAGAAGGCUGAUGACAAAACACAGGCUUUGAAGGCUGCCAAGGCUGUGAAGUCAGGGUCCACCUUGAAGAAGAAGGCCAAGAAGAUCAGGACAUCGGUUACCUUCCACCGGCCAAGGACACUGACAAAGGAGAGAAACCCUAAGUAUCCUAGAAUCAGUGCCCCACCAAGAAACAAGCUUGAUCAGUAUCAAAUCCUCAAAUAUCCCCUGACGACCGAAUCUGCAAUGAAGAAGAUCGAAGACAACAACACACUAGUCUUCAUUGUUGAUAUUCGAGCCGACAAGAAGAAGAUCAAAGCAGCUGUGAAGAAGAUGUAUGACAUCCAGUCAAAGAAAGUGAAUACUCUGAUCAGGCCUGAUGGGACCAAGAAGGCAUAUGUGAGAUUGACGCCUGACUACGAUGCUCUCGAUGUCGCAAAUAAAAUCGGCAUCAUCUAAGACUCAGACAAGCGUCGUGAGGCUGCAUUCAACAUCUAGCAGUUACGUGCACCACCAGGCCUUGGAUUGGAAAUCUAGAGAGACUCAUGGUGUGACUUUUAAUAUUUUUAAGCUUGACAAGGGAUUUUGUUUCUAUUUAUGCUGUUAUUUAGGCUUUGUUGUUUCGUCAGCGACCACUUGAUGCUUAAUCUUCUUUUAGUAUUUGCAUUCA
This is a messenger RNA of Musa acuminata AAA Group (dessert banana), 830 nucleotides long. RefSeq names its product large ribosomal subunit protein uL23. Gene Ontology annotation, molecular function: structural constituent of ribosome; rRNA binding. The record is from RefSeq and is a predicted model, not a curated record. Bases 155 to 619 code for a protein of 154 amino acids. NCBI's taxonomy places the organism in Eukaryota, Viridiplantae, Streptophyta, Magnoliopsida, Zingiberales, Musaceae. The transcript is spliced from 4 exons. Gene Ontology annotation, biological process: ribosomal large subunit assembly; translation. Gene Ontology annotation, cellular component: ribosome; cytosolic large ribosomal subunit.